UGAUUAUGAUUAUGAUGCUUCCUCACUUGAUUCCGUACUCCCUUUCUCUCUCUUUCUCCACUUUUAACAUCAUCGAUGCCAUUGCCCACACGCAUACACAUGCCACUGUCACUGCCACUGCCACCACACUCAUGAGUCAUGUCUUCCAAUUCCAAACCCCACCGCCUCUCCGCCUGCCACCGCCACCCCUCCGUCCCCGUCACCGGCUUCUGCGCCCUCUGCCUCCGUGAACGCCUCGCCGGCAUCCCCUCCGACCACUCCCCUCCCCUGCCCGACCUCCGCCGCUCCAAGUCUUGCUCCCGCCCCACCGACCCCGCCUCCUCCCCCCGCCGCCGCUCCUGCGCCGACCGCCCCCGCAGCACCCUCUCCGAUCUCUUCACCCGCGACGACACCAGAAAAACAAACCGUUCCCACAAACCCAACUCCGAGGUUAGGGUUUGCAACGACGACCACCACGACGACGAGGAAACGAAGACGGUCAAGGAGUUCAUAGAUCUCGAGAUACUGCAGCGCCGCAAUAGGAACGCAGCCAGAGAUUCUAGAACCUUCUGGAACGCCGCAACUGAGAAGUUCAAGAAGUGGAAAUGGAAACACAGGUCGAAGAAAAACGGUGACGGUGAUAGCAGUGACAAUAAUAGUAUUCAUACGAACAGAAAUGCAGAGAAGCGAAGAGCGAGGACAUUGAGAGACACUCAAUCGGAGAUUGGAGAAUGCAAUUUGGGGAGAAGAUCCUGCGACACCGAUCCGAGGUUUUCGAUUGACGUGGGAAGAAUCUCGUUCGAUUGCCCUAGAGCUUCCUGGGAUGGAUGCUUGAUUGGAAAAUCGUGUUCCAGGCUUUCUCCAAUGGUUUCACUCGACGAAGAUUCCAAUUCCAAUUCUAAUUCCAAUACCAGUGACAACAAUAACAGUGUUGGUUUGGAUUUGGAAAGUUCUGGAGAUGGUAGAAGGAAUUUUGGGUUUGAUAGAUCAAACCCUCGUAGGAGACGGUCCAUUGCGGAGCUUGAUGAGUUAAAAUCGAUGUCAAAUGUAAAUGCAAAUGUGAAGGUGUCUCCGGCCACCUUCUAUGGUGCCAAGUUGCUGAUUACUGAGAAGGAGUUGAUGGAUAGUUAUGUAAGAUCUUCGAGUGGUGAUGUUGUUCAAUCUGAUUGUGUGGUGGAAUCUGAUUCCAAGGAUGUUGCUGAUGUGGCCACUAGGCAAAAGGGUUCGAAGAAGUUGCAGAAAUGGCGUGGCGUGUGGAACAAGUUGGGAUUAGUACAGGGAACUGAGAGAAAGGAGGAUAGGGUGAGGGAAGAGGAGGGUGAUUCUGGGGUUGAGGUUGACAAGCCUCUUGCAGAGUCUUUGGAGAGGCUGAGGAGGGUGGUUAAUGUGCAAGCAAGUGAGCCUGUUGGGCAGAAGCUUAUGCGUAGCUAUAGCGUUAGCUGUAGAAGCCCGUGUGGAACGGAUGGUUUUGCCACGGAGGAGUCUGAGAACAAAGGGAGUGCUUUGAAUGGGAGACAAGAGCUUAUGUUUCAGAGGAACCGGAGCGUUAGGUAUUCACCUAAUAAUCCCGACACUGGCUUGUUGAGGUUCUAUUUGACUCCCACAAAGAGCUACAAGAGAAGCAAGGUCGGAAGGAGUAGUGUUAAGGAUUUGCAUUCAGCAGCCAGAAGUGGCUUGUAAAACUGUGUUAGCUGUUGAAACUCCAAAGUAUGUCUGGCUGUAAAAACAUAAAAAAUGUAAUUUUUGUUGUUCAUGAUAUGAAGUACAUCACACUGAUAUUAGAUUAUGGUUGCAAUUUGUCUAAUGAUGCUGGUAGCAAAAAUAAAGUAUUCUUUCCUUGAUGCUGUUGAGAUGGUAAUUUUCUAAUUGCAGUGGCUCUAGGAGCCUGGGAGCAACCCUUGAUUU
Messenger RNA from Glycine soja, 1884 nucleotides. RefSeq names its product protein OCTOPUS-like. Bases 139 to 1659 code for a protein of 506 amino acids. The record is from RefSeq and is a predicted model, not a curated record. NCBI's taxonomy places the organism in Eukaryota, Viridiplantae, Streptophyta, Magnoliopsida, Fabales, Fabaceae. The transcript has a single exon.